Molecule: messenger RNA, 1877 nt
Organism: Drosophila albomicans
Lineage: Eukaryota; Metazoa; Arthropoda; Insecta; Diptera; Drosophilidae
Gene: mTerf5
Product: transcription termination factor 5, mitochondrial
Exons: 4
Coding region: 104-1777 (557 amino acids)
Biological process (GO): regulation of DNA-templated transcription; termination of mitochondrial transcription
Cellular component (GO): mitochondrial matrix
Molecular function (GO): double-stranded DNA binding
Source: RefSeq, a predicted model, not a curated record
CUGUUUAUAAUAAUAAUCGAUUUUGUGUUAAUUAACUGUUGCAUGUUCAUUUUUUGUUUUUAAGAAAUGUGAAUUAAGUUCGAUUUAUUGCAUUUACACAAUUAUGCUGCGAAAUAGUAAAAACCAAGCGCAACGCCUUGUGCAAUUUACGCGUAGUUGUGCAGCAGUUAAGCAGCCAAACAAUAAGAAACCAGAAAAUGCACAACCAGCAAAGUCAAAAGGAUUGGAGCUGCCCGUAGAAGAAUCUUUAAAUCCCAGUUACUUGGCGCGAACAUUGGGCAGCACAUAUCGAACUUGGGCAGCUGCGCUUGAAAAGCAUCCUGAACUGAAAACAGUUAAGCGAAAAGAUCUACUUAAUUCAUACGAUGCAUUGAAAUACUUAAAAUACACAGUAGAUGAUAUUGUCAUGAAACCCAUGAUCAUUUACUAUGGCGCCUCGACAUUGUCUAAUCGCCAUAAUGUGCUUAACGAAUGCGGUUUUCACAACAUCACUAUUCAAACACUAUUCAAAUAUAUCACAGUCAUUAACAAGUCCAUCGGUUUCCUGAAAGCACAUGGCUUGCUACCCUACGAUUUGAAUGUGCCACAGCGCCUAGCUGACAGCUUUACAGAUGCCCGACUGCCAACUAACUUCCAGAUGUCACUUAACUUUGGUGAGAACAUCACGUUGAAGGAGCUGCGACAAUCACUGCUCAACACAUAUUUGCAGGCACGAAUGCAAAUGGAUGAGACAGAACUGCAAAAAAUGUGGCGAGUCUAUUCCCGUGUGCGGCACAAGAGUUUCCAUUCCGUGCAGGAUACCAUUGAGUUGCUGACCACGGUAUUAAAAUUUCCCGCCGAACGGAUUCGCAAGAAUGCUUUUCUUUUACACGCGGAUGCGGACAAUGUACGUCGCAUUUUAAAGGAGAUACCCACAAUCAAUGGGCUUGAUAUACGCGACAUUGGUUAUCGUCGUCCCAAGAUCCUUAUGUCCAAUUGUGAUAGUCUUAAACAAACUUUGGACCAUGUGCGUGCGUUUGGUAUCACUGAGGAUGCAGUACUGCGUUGUCUAGAAGUGCUAACACUUGGACCCGAUACAGUGCUGGAGCGACUACGCGAUAUCAAUCAAAUCGAACAGUUUGAAGUUUUGGGCAGCAAUCCACGUAUAAUGCGGCUGGUGCACUAUCAGAACAAGGCGCGUCUUCGUUUGGACUAUUUGAAUCAGCUUAAGGUGCGAUGCGCCUCAUUGCACAUACUUUCCUGCGGAUCGGAUGCCUUUGCCAAAUUUGCUCGCGAUGGUUCAGAUCGCACCAAGGGACGUGAUAUUGUCGUAUAUUUGGGAAACAUUAUGCAGAAAGACGAGCAGUUGCUGCGCAAUCUGUUGUCGCGUCAUCCCAACUGGUGUCACAUCCCUGUGCUGCAAGUGAAGCAAUGCCUGGAAUAUUUGCAAAGCAAGAAAUUCGGUCUGGAUGAUAUCUUUCAAAACAUACACCUGCUGCUAUAUCCCAUCAAACGUAUUGAGGAGAAAUUGUUGCUGCUACAAGUUAAAGAGGCUUUGGAGGAGCUGCAUCUGCCAAUCGUCAACAUGCAUGCAAUGAACAAUAAUGAGAUUUUAACACUCAUUUUGUAUUUAAUUGAAUCUGAGUUUCAUUUCACCGGCGAUGGAAUUUGGACAGAGCAACAUACGCAUCAUGUGGAGAAUUUCAAUAAUCUGCUACCCGACUUUCCUGAAAGUCUUAACAAAGUGUAUAAAUAUGGGGUUAAACCGUCAGAGAAGGCGUCCAUGUUUCACCUAUGAACUAAUAGUAGCAAUAAGUUUCUUAAAUUGUUGAAUAUAUUCUAGAUAUUUUGAAAUUUAUUAGUAGAAGAAUGUAUAUACAAUUACCAUUAACAUUGAA